Molecule: messenger RNA, 5883 nt
Organism: Pelmatolapia mariae (spotted tilapia)
Lineage: Eukaryota; Metazoa; Chordata; Actinopteri; Cichliformes; Cichlidae
Gene: lancl2
Product: LanC lantibiotic synthetase component C-like 2 (bacterial)
Exons: 10
Coding region: 441-1736 (431 amino acids)
Biological process (GO): carbohydrate metabolic process; peptide modification
Cellular component (GO): plasma membrane
Source: RefSeq, a predicted model, not a curated record
UGCUGGGUACUGACGGGCACCGGGCGGCUGCUGGAGGGGAAGUCUGUGUCAGUGAGGUGGUUACGCCCGUGGUCUGUGUACAAACCGUCGGGGUGUGCGUGUGUGUGUAGGGGUGGGGAGUGAGUGUUACUGAUUUGGCAUCGGCAGCAAUCCGAUGUGCGCUCAGUGAGGAGGAUGCUGAGGAAGGAGAGGCAGGGAGAGACACGGUGAUGCGGUGACACAUGGCUGCCUGCCGGUGCACUUAGACUGCGGCUCACACUUCUUUCCAUUCACCGAAAAAUAGGAGAGGCUGGACUCCGGGGUGCCUAGAGACGCUGCUCGGAGGCUGGAGGCUGCCCCAACCGUCAAACGAGCUGUGGAAGCCCCGCACACUGCUUAUCGGACAGCCUGCUGAUCCCUUUGCGUACUGAGAUAUUUGGCCUUGCCGAGCCGCCGUAGAGAUGGGAGAUAACAUGUCCAAGCGACUGAAGCUGAUCACGGCUACAGACGCAGAGAUGGAGGAGCGCUCUUUUUCAAACCCAUAUCCCGACUGGGACCAAGGAGUCCUCACCUCCAACUCUGGAGCGGAUGUAGUUUGCAAUGACCCCCUUGAUUCGGAAGGAAAGGUUAGCACAUCCUUUCAGAAGAAGGUCCAGAGUAAGAUCAAAGAUCUCCUCCAGCAGAUGGAGGAAGGCCUAAAGACAGCCGACCCCCAUGACUUCUCCACCUACACCGGCUGGACAGGCAUUGCAUUGCUGUACCUUCAACUGCACCGGGUCUCAAAUGAGGCCUCCUACCUGCAUAGAGCCCUAGACUAUGUAAAGAGGACCAUGAGGAUCCUGAAUGGGCGCAAAGUGACAUUUCUAUGUGGUGACGCAGGGCCUCUGGCAGUGGGUGCGGUGGUCCACCACAAACUGAAUAACACGACUGACAGCAAAGAGUGUCUGUCCAGGCUUCUUCAGCUUCAGCGGUCUGUGCUGAGCCCAGACUCUGAUAUACCAGAUGAGCUGCUGUAUGGUCGUGCUGGAUACCUUUAUGCUUUGCUGUACGUUAACAAAGAGAUCGGCACUGACACUGUGGAUGAGGACACCAUUACAAAGGUGGUCACAGUCAUUGUGGAAUCUGGUAAGAACAUGUCAGCAGAGCAGAAGAAGACUGAUCGCUGUCCACUCCUCUAUGAGUGGCACAAGAAGCAGUACAUCGGCGCUGCCCACGGCCUGGCCGGCAUCUAUUACAUGCUGAUGCAGCCUGGAGCAAAAGUCCAUCCAGACAUCCUGUCAGAGUUGGUUCGCCCCAGCAUCGACUACGUCCGCCACAAGAGGUUUCGUUCAGGAAACUUCCCUUCAUCCCUGAGCAACGAGAGCGACCGGCUGGUCCACUGGUGCCACGGAGCGCCCGGUGUUAUCCAUAUGCUUAUCAUGGCCCAUAAGAUUUUUAAAGAAGAAAAGUACCUGAAGGAGGCUGUAGACUGCGGUGAGGUGAUAUGGCAGCGGGGCCUGCUCAGAAAAGGCUACGGUAUUUGCCAUGGAACCGCUGGCAACGGAUACGCCUUCCUGUCUCUCUACAAGCUCACCAAGGAGAAGAAAUACCUGCACCGCGCCUGCAAGUUUGCUGAGUGGUGUUUGGACUACGGGACACAUGGGUGUCGUAUCCCAGACAGACCAUACUCCCUUUUUGAAGGUAUGGCAGGAGCCAUCCACUACAUAUCAGAGAUGGAAAACCCCGAAGCUUCGUGUUUCCCUGCCUUUGAACUUUGACCUGACAGCCCCUGACUUUGGAUUACGAAGGGGAGGCUUAAUAUUUUCAAGUUAACUUUCCUUUAAAGAUACACUGCUCAAAAAAAAAUAAGGGGAACGUUUAAAUCACACAUUGGAUCUUGAUAAAUGAAAUACUCACACUGAAAAUCUUUAGUGACAUAAAUUCUGUAAUUAUCUUGAGAACAAAAUGAUCUACUAACAGUGAGAACCAAUAUCAUCAACCCUUUAAGGGUUUGAAUUUAGAAACCACACCAAAAAUCCAAGUUAAAAAUAGAAAUCACUGGCUCAUCUGACCUGCAUCAUAGUGUGGCUCAGCAGUAUGUGUGGUCCCCAUGAGCCUACAUGCGCUCUUGGCUGGGAAUGCUCUUAGCUGAUGUCUUUAAAUCUUGUUCUGGACUUGGAUCAAGGCAUCAGUAAACUUCUGGACAGUUUGUGGCACUAUUUGGUGGGUUUCGAUGGACCAGCGCAUAAUUUUCCAGAGAAUCUUCAUAUCUGAGAAGCACGGGGGCCUAUAACUGGCGUCAGUGCCUUCAUCAUCCAGGAACUGCCUUCAUUCUAGCCAGCGGAGGACAGACAUUGUUGUGCACCAAGAGGGUCCCAGGGCUUGCUCCAGCAUGAAGUCUGACAUUAGAUAUGUGUAUUUCAUCCUGAUACCAAACAUGCAGGUCUGUUUCACUAUUUCACAUGUGAACAUGCUCUCAUCAUAGGGCACUAGUGUGAGACCUCCCAGUUUCGGUGGUAUCUGAGAAAAAUCAGUCAUGAGGAUUAAGAGGAGAGCAUUGGUCUGUGGCUACAACCUGCAAAACCAUUCCCAUUUGGGAGUUGUCUUCUUGUUGCUUUUCCAUUGUUGCCACAUUCAUUGGCACCAAAACAGGUGAAAUUAGUUGACCAUGAUUUAUAGUUACAAGAAGUUUAAUUGACUGUUUUAUUCUGAGAUCAUAAAGUGUUCCCCUAAUAUUUUUUGAGCAGUGUAUUUUGAUAAAACUUUCAGCCUUGGUCAUGCGUAAGUAGUGACCAAUAUUAGACAUUCAAACUGGAAAUAAGUGCAACUGAUUAAUUAUUUGUUGGAUUAAAGACAUGGUUAGCUUUUCUGUGAUUAAAAAUGUACAGGGAAUGUUUUUGGACAAAACUACACAUUCAUUUAUGUAGGUGUAGUAAAAAUAAAAGAAGCAGUAGAUCGAUGGAGCGCGACCAUCGUAUUGCCUCUUUUUCUCUUGUUGAAGAUAGACACUGGAUCUGAUGUUGGAACGCUGUCAGAACUCAUCUAUAAUGUGCUGAGAAAAAGACGUGGACCUCAUGGCUCCCCAUCAACACAUUAUUGCCAGCUGGGCAUGGUCACAGGAGCACAUUCUAAGCACUCAGCCUUUAAUAUUGUAGCACUUAGGCCAAGAGAGCAAGUGUGGGUGUGUGUGUGUAUGUGUGAAGAUGUGUAUCUCUGUCAAAUGAACUAAAGCUGUUGUGGCAUGCUCACUGUUAUUGGCUUUUGAUGCCUCAUUGUGUGUCAGUGUAGUAGUUAUUCUUCCUGUAUUUAGGUGUGCUGUUUCAGUUCUUCAUGUGUUGAUCGCAUAGUAGGCAACAUGUUUCUUUGCCCUCUUUUAUUUUAUUAACAAGUAUAAAGUAGCUCAGUGCUCUCAAGCUGACCGUCAGCUGUAAAGUCCGUCUGCAGUUUUUCUGUUAUAAAAAUACAUGUUCCAAUCAUUGCAGUGAUUCACAGUUUUAGUGUCAACUUUGCAAUAGAUGUCAUAACAUGUAUAUUUCGGCAAUACUGGGCUUUGACUAAUUUCGAUCUUUUUAAAGGCUGAAUAAUUGCCUAGCAUACAUCUCAAAGAGGGAAAAAAACAUGAGCCAAGUGCAAAACUGAAUCAAUUUGGUUUUUGUGAAAUAAAAACAGGGUCAAACUUGUAUGUACUGGCUCGAAAAUGUUCAAACAUCUGCUUGGAUUAUUCAGCCCAGUGCUAAUGAAAGUGUCAAAACCUCUUCAAUUCCUCUUAGUGACUGGCUGUAUGUGGUUUCUUCUUUCUGUCUGGUUUUGUUUGACACUACUGAACAACUCAGUAGACUGUGUUCAGGAAAAAGUGUCUUUCGGAUCUGAUUUAUACAAGUCAGGUAUAUUUAUUAAAGAACUAUAGAUUCAAAAAUCAGCUCAAACAAUUGGACAAGUUUGAAGCACUACAUCACAUCCACUUUGCUAUGGUCUUAAAAACUUUUUUUUUCUUUUUUCUUUUUUUUGCAUUUUGAACCAAUUGCAGAUAAAAAUUACUUCUUCAGUUCCUGGUCACAUUUCUUUUAACACUGGUUUCAUUUUGGUACUGGAUCUGUUGGAAGAAGCAUGACUAUAAGGUUCAAAUGGUUGAAAGUUGAACAACAUAUAAUUCAGUCCAUCUUCUUCUGCUGAUCCGGGGUCGUGCUAAAGCAGAGAAGCCCACACCUCCCUCUCCCCGGCCACCUCCUCCAGCUUGUUGGGGGAACACCAAGGCGCUCUCAGGCCAGCUGAGAGAUAUAAUCUCUCCAGCGUGUCCUGGGUCUGCCCUGGGGCCUCCUCCCGGUGGGACAUGCCCGGAACAACUCGACCAGGAGGCAUCCUUGUCAGAUGCCCGAAUCACCUCAACUGGCUCCUUUUGAUGUGGAGGUGCAGCGGCUCUACUCUGAAUCCCUCCCAAAUGGCCGUACUUCUCAAUCUAUCUCUAAGGGAGAGGUCAGCUACCCUUCGGAGAAACCUCGUUUCCGCCACUUGUAUCCGCGAUCUCGUUCUUUUGGUCACUACCCACAGCUCCUGACCAUAGGUGAAGGUAGGGACUUAGAUCAACCGGUAAAUCGAGGGCUUCACUUUUACACUCAACUCUCUCUUCACCACGACGGACCGGUGCACCGUCUGCAUCACUGCAACCGCAGCUCCAAUCCGUCUGUCGAUCUCCCGCUCCCUUCCCGUCACUCGUGAACAAGACCCACGAGAUAGUUAAACUCCUCCACUUGGGACAGGAACUCAUCCCUGACCUGGAGUGGGCACUCCACCCUUUUCCGGCUGAGGACACAUGGCCUCAGAUUUGGAGGUGCUGAUUCUCAUUCCCACUGCUUCACAGCUGCGAACCGUUCAAGUGCGAGCUGGAGGCCAUCACCCGAUGAAGCCAACAGAGCCACAUAAUCUGCGAAAAGCAGAAAUGAGAUUCUGAGACCACCCAAGUGAAAGCCUUUCGCCACUUGGCUACUCCUAGAAAUUCUGUCCAUAAACAUUAUGAACAGAAUCGUUGACAAAAGGCAGCCCUGGUGGAGUCCAUCACCCACCAGAAACAAGACCGAAUUAUUGCUCGCUAUGCAGACCAAGCAGCGUUUGUAUAAGGAUCAAAUGGCCCGUAGGAGUGGGCCAGACUCCCCAUACUCCCAAAGCACCUCCCACAGGACACUCUGAGGGACACGGUUGUGUGCCUUCUCCAGGUCAUCAAAACACAUGUAGACUAGUUGGGCAAACUCCCAUGAACCCUCAAGUGUCCUCUAGAGGGCAAAGAGCUGGUCCAGUGAACCACUACUUUAUCGUGGUGGAGGGGUUUGUGUCCCAGGGAUUCUAGGGGCUAUGUUGUCGGGGGGCUUUUGCUCCCUGGUAGGGUCUUGCAUGGCAUAUUGGUCCUGGGUGAGGGACCAGACAAAGAGUGAUUCAGAAGACCCCUAUAAGUAUACAAUCAAGGGAACAGUUCACCCUGCCCGGGAUAGGGUUACCUAUGGCGUUAUUUUUGUGCCACUAUUCUGAGCGCACGUAAAAAAAAAUAUUGCAGGUGCAAGUGUUGCAUUUUGAGGAGAAAUUUAUUUUGAGCGAAGAAAAGCUAAAUUUGAGUGAACAAAAUUCAUUGCUGCGUGCAAAAACUGUAUUUCAGUGUUUGCUAUUAUCCACACACACACAAUAGCAGCCCCUCUCGCUCAGUUUUUGCAUUUGCGCUUGCUCGCAAUGUGUUGCUUGCGCUCUCAACAUUUCUGCCCGUGCGUGAUUGUGCGGGUAUUCAUGUUUCAUGGUAUUCAUGUUCUGCGACCAGAACAGCCAAUCAGAUUUUUUUGCAUCCAAGUCUGUGAUUGGCUGGUUUCGUGGCACAAACAUAACGGUGUAGAGAAAGAGUUGAGCGCACACGGGCAGAAAUGUUGAGAGCGCAAGCAACACAUU